Messenger RNA from Echinops telfairi (small Madagascar hedgehog), 1713 nucleotides. It is a transcript of the gene IMPDH2, whose product is annotated as inosine monophosphate dehydrogenase 2. The transcript has 15 exons. Gene Ontology annotation, biological process: GTP biosynthetic process. Bases 46 to 1662 code for a protein of 538 amino acids. NCBI's taxonomy places the organism in Eukaryota, Metazoa, Chordata, Mammalia, Afrosoricida, Tenrecidae. Gene Ontology annotation, molecular function: IMP dehydrogenase activity. The record is from RefSeq and is a predicted model, not a curated record. Gene Ontology annotation, cellular component: cytoplasm.
CUGCGGCGCGGUCCUGGACACACGCGGCUGCGCUCGGCUCUGGUCAUGGCCGACUACUUGAUUAGCGGGGGCACGUCCUACGUACCGGAUGACGGACUCACGGCACAGCAGCUUUUCAACUGCGGGGAUGGACUCACCUACAAUGACUUUCUCAUUCUUCCUGGAUACAUCGACUUCACAGCAGACCAAGUGGACCUGACCUCUGCGCUUACCAAGAAGAUCACCCUAAAAACUCCUCUAGUUUCUUCCCCCAUGGACACGGUCACGGAGGCUGGGAUGGCCAUAGCAAUGGCGCUUACUGGCGGAAUCGGCUUCAUCCACCACAACUGCACCCCUGAAUUCCAGGCCAAUGAAGUUCGGAAAGUGAAGAAAUAUGAGCAGGGAUUCAUCACAGACCCUGUGGUCCUCAGCCCCAAAGACCGAGUACGGGAUGUGUUUGAGGCCAAAGCCCGGCAUGGUUUCUGUGGGAUCCCCAUCACAGACACAGGCCGAAUGGGGAGCCAUCUGGUGGGCAUCAUCUCCUCCCGGGACAUUGAUUUUCUCAAGGAGGAGGAACACGACCGAUCUCUGGAAGAGAUCAUGACAAAGCGGGAAGACUUGGUGGUGGCGCCUGCAGGCAUCACAUUAAAGGAAGCAAAUGAAAUCUUACAGCGAAGCAAGAAGGGGAAGUUACCCAUUGUAAAUGAAAACGAUGAGCUGGUGGCCAUCAUUGCCCGGACAGACCUGAAGAAGAACCGAGAUUACCCACUGGCCUCCAAAGAUGCAAAGAAGCAACUGCUGUGUGGAGCAGCCAUCGGCACACAUGAAGAUGACAAGUACCGAUUGGACUUGCUGGCUCAGUCUGGUGUGGACGUGGUGGUUCUGGACUCUUCCCAGGGAAAUUCCAUCUUCCAGAUCAACAUGAUCAAGUACAUCAAAGAGAAGUACCCCAGUCUCCAGGUCAUUGGAGGCAAUGUGGUGACUGCUGCUCAGGCCAAGAACCUCAUCGACGCAGGUGUGGAUGCCUUGCGGGUGGGCAUGGGCAGUGGCUCCAUCUGCAUUACCCAGGAAGUGGCUCCCAAGAUCCCUCCAGACAUAAAGUCCCACAGCCCCAAAUGCCCUUCUACUGUCACGGGCUGCUAUAUGCUGGCCUGCGGGCGGCCCCAAGCCACAGCUGUGUACAAAGUGUCAGAGUACGCGCGGCGCUUUGGCAUCCCUGUCAUCGCUGAUGGAGGCAUACAAAAUGUGGGUCAUAUAGCCAAAGCCUUGGCCCUUGGGGCCUCCACAGUCAUGAUGGGCUCCCUUCUGGCUGCAACUACCGAGGCCCCUGGCGAAUACUUCUUCUCUGAUGGGAUCCGCCUGAAGAAAUACCGCGGCAUGGGCUCUCUCGACGCCAUGGACAAACACCUCAGCAGCCAGAACCGCUAUUUCAGUGAAGCUGACAAAAUCAAGGUGGCCCAGGGUGUGUCAGGGGCUGUGCAAGACAAAGGAUCCAUCCACAAGUUUGUCCCCUACCUGAUCGCAGGCAUCCAACACUCCUGCCAGGACAUUGGUGCCAAGAGUUUGACCCAAGUCCGAGCCAUGAUGUACUCCGGAGAACUCAAGUUUGAGAAGAGAACAUCCUCCGCCCAGGUAGAAGGCGGUGUCCACGGCCUCCAUUCGUACGAGAAGCGGCUUUUCUGAUCCAGUAAUCUUCCCUCUUUUUUUCUUUUUUCAAUAAAAGUUUGAAAAAAA